AUGCACCCCAUAUUCAGCGUCACGCUCUUCACGGGGCAGCAGCUGGUGCUGGAGGCGCUGCAGCGCUGGCUCACCCGCCCCUGCGUGGACGCCGACGCGCAGCGCCAGCGCCGCCUGGGCCUGAAGAGCAUGCUGUCGCUGCUGGUCAAGACCACCGCCACAGGCGUGCUGGCCACCAUGCUGGACGCCGCCAUCGAGUUCCGCCGCCGCCAGCUGCUGGCGGCCGCGGCGGCAGAGCCCGAGGACGGCGCGGCCGCCGGCGGCUCGCGCUUCCCGGGUCUGGGCAUGCUGUCGCGCGCCGGCAUCGCCUCCUGGAAGAACCGCCUGCUGCUGUGCAUAGACGAGCUGGAGCGCAGGGCAGAGGCCUAUGGCAUAGAGUCGCGGCACCGCUUCAGCCCCAGCAAGGCUGCGGAGGGCGAGGCGGAGGCCGACGGCAGCGGCGGCAAGGGUGCGGCGCUGGCGCUGCCCCGCCAGCACGCCAGCUGCCUGGACCUCGACGGCGCGGAGCGCUCGCAGCACCUGGGCCGCACCGUGGAGCAGCUGCGGGAGCUGGUGAAGCAAGGAGACGCGGAGUCCCAGCGCCGGCUGGAUGACGAGGUGGGGUCGCUGGUGGACCUGCUGCUGGGCACCGCCUCGCUGGCGCCAGCCGCGCCGCCGGCCGCCACCACGCCGGCCGCGCCCUCGGCGCAGCCCGCCUGCCGCAGCCGCAGCGUGCCCGCCGCGCUCGACCGCCUGGGCUGCCGCCGCGAGGCGGGCGCCGGCUGCGGCUGCAUGCGCGCGUGCCGCAGCCGGCCCGCACUGGCGGCGGCGGCCGAGGAGCGAGCGGGCGUCGAGGCGGAGGCGGGCAGCCCGUGCGGCGCCGACCUGUGCCAGAUCUGCAUGGACCGCUGCACCGACGUGCGGGUGGCUGGCUGCCAGCACAACCUGUGCUUUGGCUGCGCGCGGCGCCUGUGUGCCAGCCAGGACCACCAGGUGCCGCAGUGCCCCUUCUGCCGCCAGCCCAUCGAGGGCUUUGUGGCCAUCGCCGCAGCCUGCCCCGUCACCUGCAGCGCAGCAAGCAGCGCGAGCUGCCUGGCUGCCGCCGGCGCGCAGGUGGUGCUGGCCUGAGCUGGCAGGAUCAGUAGAGGUAGCGAGCAUCCGUGCAGCGGCCUGCCUAGCGCCGUCGAUGUGUGCAUGCUGUACUCUCCUCUCCCCUUGCCUGAUAGUUUUCGUUUAGAGUGCGGCAUGCCUCCCGUAUGUUGCCUGCCAUCGCUCACUGCAGACACCCCUCGCAGUUGCCCUAAUUUUGCCUCAGUACGAACCUUUGCUUACUAAGCAUGCUGGUACAGUACAAUGCAUGCAUGGCCAAAUCUGUGUACUUGCGUGCGCGCCUGAAAUCCCCCCGUGGCGCCCCCCCAUUUUCAUGCUAACAGGUUUCCUGUUCCCCGGCUCCUCCUCUGCUUGGUUGCUGCAACAAUGAAUGCGCUCCCUCGUGCACUUUGCCCCCCCCUUCCCUUGAUCUCUCUUAACCCCUGUCUUCGGCCCCUCCAAACCUUGCUUUUCUUGCCCACCCCAACGCAUCUUGCCUGCCCGAACGCCCCGCCCGUUGGCCCCCCGGUUGCCCUGCCCCAUACUGUCCCCAAGUGUGUCAGCCCGUCUCGUGCGCGCCUCUUUCGUUCCCAAACUUCCAAGCCUCCGUUACCUGCGCAUCCCCACCCGUUCCUCUCUCUUUGCCCCUCCACUCUUUGCCUGCCCCCUCUUGGGCACCGCUCGCCUGCCACGCCGGUGCUCAAAGAUUUUGCUUCUUUUACAGCCAACGUUUUUCUGGCCAGCUGUCAACCAUUCCAAAAUGCCAGCCAAAAAGCUGAGUGUAAACAGUGCACCGG
Molecule: messenger RNA, 1865 nt
Organism: Chlorella variabilis
Lineage: Eukaryota; Viridiplantae; Chlorophyta; Trebouxiophyceae; Chlorellales; Chlorellaceae
Product: expressed protein
Exons: 3
Coding region: 1-1107 (368 amino acids)
Source: RefSeq, a predicted model, not a curated record